Molecule: messenger RNA, 3910 nt
Organism: Macrobrachium nipponense
Lineage: Eukaryota; Metazoa; Arthropoda; Malacostraca; Decapoda; Palaemonidae
Exons: 5
Coding region: 395-1360 (321 amino acids)
Source: RefSeq, a predicted model, not a curated record
AAAAAAAAAGUAAGACACGGAAGUCUAAGAGGACCAAGACUAAAGGGGAGACCCAAAAGAUCAUGGAGAAAUGAUUCACGUGGAAACUUAAGCAAGCUAGGAAUUCAGGUGCAGCCUGCAAUUUCAAUAGAAAGGGAAAGGACAGAAAUCUUUACAAGCAUAACUCGUGAUGGCAAACCGUACAUGAAACGAAAAGCCCUUCGAAACCAAGAUUUGUAGAUGGCCUCUUUAUCCUCUUCCACGAAGCAAGAUUACUUCCUUGUUAACAGUUUUAACCACCGGUUGCCGGGUGACAGACAACUUCACGGUGGAUUCCAUCAAAUACGAUUCAGUUGAUUUCAGCGUGUUUCUCUUCACCCCUGUCAACUUCUCCAAGGAUGGUCACCGUAAACAAAUGCUCGAAGUCCAUUUAGCCUGCCAGAGCAGUCCUCACAAGAACUUCGACAUCAUCACUGUAAAUGCGCAAGAGGUGUGCGUAUCUACAUACCGGUCUUUAACGAAAGCGCAAGAGACCAUAAAGACACCACAAUUUCCAGAAGGUUGGAACGAGUUCAGCUUGAGUUUAGAAGGCCCGUACACUCUCAGAGAUGGUCAUGGGACCACUUGGAUUUCAUACAAUAAAUCCUCUGAAUGCGUCUAUUCCAGAAUCAAAAUCACUGGUCUCCUGAUGCGCCAGUGUCACAAACAGAUGCCAACGUGGGAAAUAGAAGGCCCAAUGAAGCGCGAAGUCCCUUUACUUUCAAGGGGCUCCACCAACUUUAACGAAGAGCUGAUUCUAUACUCUGCCGAGGAGUUCCAACCUACAUUCAUCAUAAGCAACAUUCAGCUCUGGAUUGGAUGGUACAAUAACAGUUUAGAGAUCAGAGAAGAGGCAUCCAGCUUACCAGUCCCGCGAUUCACCAAACGCCUUUUUAUGUCGUUCAUAAAGGAAGGAAGCAAAAUGAAAUUGAAGAUCAUGGCGGGAGAUCGAGAAAUCUUCUUGAGAACGUUGCAGCAGCGACCGACCUAUUUACUGGCAUUUGGGGCCCAGAAUGAUCGCUAUUUUCUCGCGCAAAUGUUGCAUCAAAUUGAGAAUCGAACGACGGCAAAAGAAAAAGUCACCGUCGCUCACCAGUACUCAGACAUCCUCCUGCCCAGUGGAUUCACAGUGCUAUGCGUGGUGAUCAUCAUCAAACUGGGAAUCUGGAACAUUGUUCUCCUUGCAAAGUUUAAGGAAUGGCUUCUUGCAGCCAAUGCUUGUCCAAGGCCUCUGUCAAAAGUAGUAACCAACCCUUCCCAGCACCAGGGACUUGAAUGGUCAGCCUCCGUUCCUCCAGUGGCUCCACCUGUUUUUCAGCAUUGUCCUUUGAGUUAUGAAUAAUGGAAGUGUUUACUUCCCUGUACUUGAUUCAGGAGUAGUAAGAUUUUACAUUACCUUUUAUCUUUUUCAUCCCUUUAUUUUAAUGCAUAUCUGAAGGAUACAUUUAUACAUUUCUGUAAUGUGCUGCAGAAUGAUAAGGAGUUGCAUCCUGCAAUGCAUUUACGUGUCAGUUGGGUCUCUGGUCCCUUACAAUAAACUUCUGUUACUAGGAUGUCGUCUCAUUGCAAAUCCAACAUGGCCCAGUGAGUUUUCGAGCCGAGUCAUGCCCCUGAUAAGUCGACCGCCCCAGGCCAAGCCGAGGCGUGCCUCUCCUAAAUGCCGAGGGCCUUGUCACGGGCCGUAAUGCAAGCACUAACAUUAAUUGCAGACCAGCAACAUGCCAUCCAUUCCCUUUGGAAUGCCCUUCCCGGUUCUGGAUCAUGUGCCGGCAGAGUCCCUGUUUAGCUGCCCCUGAGAAACGUGAUGUUUUAAUGUCCUCGGCAGCGUUCAGGUCCUGGAGACAUUCAGUGAUGUUUUGGAUUCACCUUAACAAGUUUCCACAGCAGGAUGUUGCCCUGCAGAUUAGACUCAACUGUGUUCCGGCGCUGCAACGUGUACUGGACGCCUAGUACUCAGAUGACAAAUGGAAUGCCCUUACUCCAGACAUGGCUUUGGAAUCCAUCGGGAACAUUGCGUUACGGUUGCCGAGCCAGGCAGCGCAGUGGUCAACAUUUUUUCCCUCGCCCAAGGAGGCUUUGUGUUGUACUUUUGAAGCUGCACCCCAAGACAUUGAAAGCGUCCGACACGUUGCUGUGAGGGAGUCAGCAGACACCCCGAGUGAUGUCACAGGCAGUGAUGACGUAGAGCCAAACGUCUCUGUUGCGUAGUAACUCAAAUGCAAAGCAAUGCGGGGUGCAUAAUUCCCCUGGUCGAGCAUCAUACCCAGCAAAAGGUAUGACAUGCCAUGGGUGUAACAAUAUGUGAAUGUUGUAAUCUAGAUUUUAUAAGUAAUCAGUGUAUGAAUUUUAUUUGAUACGCUGUCUAAGUUUGUGAAUAUCUGUUGUUUCAAUGUUCUCUUAAGGGCAAAAGGAGAUACUGAUCAGGAAGCUAUGGAAAAUCAUGAUAAGAGCCUAUCAGCAUUACUGCAAAGAUGCCGAAAAAUACAUCAAGUUGAAUCAAGAGAAGAUGAAAUUACAUGUGACUGAAGUUAAGUACUACUACAUUGGACAUUUGCUAACAAAGGAUGGUGUUCGUCCGGAUUCAAAGAAAAUUGAAGCUAUUAAUUUUCUAGAAGUGCCAAGUGAUGUUAAAUCAUUGAAAAGAUUUCUAGGGAUGGUUAAUUAUCUCUCAAAGUUUUUACCAAGGUUGUCAAAAAUAACUCAGCCAUUAAGAAAUCUGGAAAAGAAAAAUGUUGAAUGGCAGUGGAACUCUUCUCAUGAUGAAGCAUUCUCCAAGAUUAAGAAACUAAUUAUUAAAGCUCCUUGCUUGAAAUAUUUUGACAGUAAUUGUAAUGAGGGUAAGUCACGUGACCAGAGAGACUUCUGUAAUUCUCCCCUGCUCUCCACAUGUUGGCUCGUCAAUACUGUACAACUAAUUGCUAACUUGUUUAAUAAACUAAUGUUAAUUACCCUCAGCUUAUCAAUGAGAACCUGUAACAUGGUGUCAGGAGUGGUUCUUAUCUACAUAUAAGCUGGAUUAAGGAAGAAAUGAGGGUAAGUGACAACUUAUAAGUUACGGACCAGUUUGUUGACGUACUAGGCUACACCAUUUGCCGACGUGCAGAAUUUUCCACAGUGGGAUAAAUUUUCUUCUCAUCACAAUUAAGGUAGUUUUGUACCAUAAAGAUGAAUGUACAGUUAACUCCACCAAGUCCUAUGGAAAAAAUUUAAAGAAGCUUUUAUUAACAAUGAAACUGCCAUAGGCUUUGACAAGGAAGCUGACAGACGAAGGGUAGCAACAUUCUUGCAUGUUAUAGGAGAAUUAGGGGUUGAGAAAUAUAAUACACUGUCUUGGGAUGACGAUGGAGAUAAAUAUAAGAUAGAUAAAGUUUUGAAGAAAUUUGAUGCAGAAUGCAGUCCCAGAUCAAAUAUAAUCAUGGAAAGAUACGAAUUUCUCAAACGGAAAAAGAAUCUAAUAAAGUUGUGACCAGCUCAUAACUCAGUUAAGAAUUUUAUGUAAAACUUGCAAUUAUGAUAAUGAAGAAGAAAUGAUCAGGGAUCAAUUCAUCCUUAAUUUACAUGAUGAUAAGGCUAGGGAGAAAUUACUGGAUCAUGUGCAGAUGGAUACAGAACUAAUGACCUUAGAAAGGGGUGUGAAUUUUGUAAAAAUUAUGAAAUGCGAAUUCAGCAAAAGCAGUAAAAGACUAGUAGCAAUACUGAAGAGGAGGAAGUUAAUGUCGUUGGGAAGAAGAAAAAUAAGUACACAAAUCCUCGAAUUAAGCCUAAGUCCAAUGAUGCCAAGGAAAUAAAAGAUUGCAGGUAUUGUGGCAGGACUCAUAAAAUUAGGAUAUGUCCAGCAUAUGGUCAAGUGUGUGCCAAAUGUAAGAAAAAGAAUCAUUAUACUAUUCAGCAA